Molecule: messenger RNA, 4965 nt
Organism: Pararge aegeria (speckled wood butterfly)
Lineage: Eukaryota; Metazoa; Arthropoda; Insecta; Lepidoptera; Nymphalidae
Gene: Asph
Product: aspartyl/asparaginyl beta-hydroxylase
Exons: 17
Coding region: 191-3595 (1134 amino acids)
Biological process (GO): peptidyl-aspartic acid hydroxylation
Cellular component (GO): endoplasmic reticulum
Molecular function (GO): protein binding; peptidyl-aspartic acid 3-dioxygenase activity
Source: RefSeq, a predicted model, not a curated record
AGCCCUCCGAUUUCACCUGUUUAGUAUUUCCUCAAUUAUCUGUCUCUUUUCCCAGCUGUCUUCGCCGGUUAUUUUUAGGUUAAUUCUAAAAUAAAUUCAAGAAACGAGCAGUGAUACCUACUUUGUUAUGGUUAUGAAACAAUAAAGGAAGUACUUCUGCCGCCUGAAGAGCGUCAGAACAUAGUAAAUCAUGUCAGGUGACGUACAACCAAGAAAACGGAAGGAUAAAAAGAAAAAGAAAGAUGAAUUAACUGUAGACGACCCUCGUGGCACAGCUGCAGCGCUUGGCGAUGGAGACGUUUUCAUACACUCUCAGCAAGACCAUGGCACAGGCGGACAUUGGUGUGCAAAGGUCAUAUUCUUUUCUCUCUUGGCUGUACUGAUAACUCUUAUUGGAUUGAUUAUACUGGAAAACAGAGGACUGACUGAGUUGGAAGCAAAUUCAGUGGAGUCUCGAUAUUCUGGCGUUCUGGAAGGCUGGCUAGAAGAUUCACCAGAUGAUGACCAUCAUGAUGAACAUACAUUAGAUUUGAAACAUCAUGACGAUGAGGACGACGACGAAGAGCAUAAUGUUGAAUCAAACGAAGAAGACGAUGAAGAUGAAGACCACGAAGAUGACGAAGACGAAGAAGACCAAGAAUCGGACCAUGAGGAAGAUGAAGAAGACGAUUCUCGUGAAGACAAUAUCGAGGCUGAUGAGGACGAAGAAGACCGUGGCGAAUCACAAGAGGAAGAUACUGAGGGUGGUGAAGAUGAAGAAGAAAAUGUUGCAGGCGAUAUAGAAGAUAGUAACGAAGAACAAGACGCUGACAACGAUGAUAACCAAAGCGAAGAAAAUUUACAAGACGAUGAUAUUGAGGAGGUUGAAGAAAAAUUUUACAAACGAUAUAAUUACAAUGAAGAAGAUGACCAUGAGCAACUUGAAAACGACGAUGAUGAGGAUACUUUGGAACAAAAUAAUGAUGAUGACGACCAGAAAUAUGAUUCUGAUGAGCAAAAUGAUGAGGACAAUGAUCAGAAUAAUAAAGGCGGAGUCGAUGAAGAUCAUGAAUGGAAUGACGAAGAUGAUAGCCAAAAUGAUGAUGAGAGUGUUGAAGACAAAUACCAAUAUGAUUUUGAUGAUUAUAGUAAAGAACUAAAAAUCCAGGAUGGUGACCUUAGUAAUGAAAAUAUACCAGCCGACGACACUGAUAGUAACGACCCGAAUGAUAAUGAACCGGAUAAUGAGGACGACGAAGAACAAGGAGAUGAGAAAGAAGAGGACGAUGAAGAAGAAGAAAUUGAAAAAAUUGAACAAGAGGUCGUCGACGAAGAUGAAGGUUACUACCAAGAAGCAUCUAAUGAAUAUGCGAGCCGGGAGGCCGAUGAUGAUGAUGGUGAUGAUGAUGACAAUGACCUUCAAGAGGAGGACGACGAUGACGAACCCCCACUCGAACGAAUUACCGCGCCGCCAGCCGGAAAACCUUUUGUUGAGAUAGAAGAGGAAGUUACCGAAAAGCCUAUAAACACCUUAGCCGAAGAGGAGGAGUAUGAAAAACAGCAAGAACAACUUCGCAAAGAACAAGAAGAAGAAGCAGCCCAAGGUUCCCAAAUGUGGCUGAAACUGGCGGUGGGCGGUGCACUGCUCGUCGCCACGCACGCAGUAUUACGCCGCGCCACGGCCCCGAGGGAUAUACCUGAACCCGAAGAGUAUGUUAGGGAAGAAACGCCUUCAGCUGAUGAACGCAUGACUAUUGUCCCGGAACAAUCUUCACCAAGAGUACAACAAGAAGGUCCAGUAACUCAAAUUGCCCGAGACAUAGAAGAAGAUAUAUUUAAGAAACCUGCCCCAGUAACUAAAUCUGCACCUAUAAUAAAACAAGACAGUGAAGAAGAAGUAAUAGUAAAGAAGGUACUGGUUGAAAAGAAAGCUCCGGUAGUUGACAAAAAAGAUGAAGAAAAAGAGCUAUACAGUGAUGAAGAAGAAGAAGAAGAAGUUGAAGACGAAGAAGAAGAGGAAGAAGAUAUUGAGGAACCGAUAAAAGAGCCAGUUCAAACGAAAGCAGUUUCAGUAUCUGAACAAAAACCUACUGAAACUGAAUCUGAGCCUGAAGAUGUAGAAAUAAUAGAUGAUGACCAAAUUGAAGAAGAACUAGAGGAAGAAGACGAAGACGAAGAAGAGAUAUCAGACGUCGACGACACAGAGCUGUUGAGUCGACUAGAAGCUAAAUACGGGCGUCUGCCAGAACCAGAAAGAUUUGGAUACAAACCAGAACACUUAGAACAGAAAAACGAAAGAUUCGGACAGAAACAUAAAGACGGUGGGAACAGCAUAGAAGAUGACUGGCCCGGUGAACCCAGUGAAGCUUAUUGGCGUAGAGAACUGAACGUCGCCGAGGAAGAACUCCGCCAGGGCGCAUGGAGUUCGAGCGAGAAACGAGCAAGCGUCCCAGAACUCGCCAACAGCGGCCGCGCGCGUUGGAUCAUCGCCCGCGCUUUGGACUUAUCCGCCGAAGCCAAGAGAGACAACCGCCUCCUAUCCCGCGCCAUCGCCGCCUACCUGCAUCUGCUCAAAAUGAACGAACGCCUCCCGGAUAAGAAGCUGCUGGAAGUUGCCCAAAGGACAAUUGAUAGAAUUCAAUUCAGAGGUACUUAUCUAAACGCUGAACCAAUCUACAGACUUUUGAUAAGAAGGUUCCCCGAAAACGUCCACUAUCGGAAUAACUUGACGGUGUCUUUUUUAAUGGCAAACAGAGCAGACUUAGCAGAUGAAGUUUUAAAGGAAACGCUUCGUCUUUCGCCUAACGAUCGUGUAGCGUUGGCUCAUCACGGAUUCGUAUUAAAAACUCAUUACAAUAAAUUAGAAGAAGCGGUGAAUGUUUUAUAUAAAGCUCUGGAAGGAGACACGGGGCCCGCAAUCGAGCCACGCUUCUACUAUCACUUAGGAGACGCUCUUUUGCUUCUCAGUAGAUUCGAAGAAGCUCAUGAAGUACACAAAAGAGGCGCGGCACUCGGGCACUUUUUAUCGCCAGCGCAACGCUCGCUGUAUAAUGUACCACGGUUGAAAAGUCAGCCGUGGUGGCCUGUAAAAGAAACGCCAUAUACUAAUCUAGCUCGAGCACUCGAACGCUCAUGGCGGGAUAUACUAAAAGAGGGCGAAGCGGCGAAGGCGUUAUACGAGAAAGAGAAAGAAGGUCUGAAGGAGCGCGGGGAAUGGUCACAGUUGGAUUUAUUCGCCCGAGGUGCGGAGAUACCUGGGCGGUGCGCGCAGGCUCCAAAGACUUGUGCAAUAGUGCGCAGCGAGGCGGCGGCAGCGGGGUGUAGACGCGGGCAAGUGAAGUUCAGCUUGAUGGCGGCGGGCACGCACGUGCGUCCACACGUCGGCCCCACAAAUUGCCGCUUGCGGAUGCAUUUGGGCCUCAGCAAUACCAAAGAUACAUAUAUACGAGUGGACAAGGAGACUAGACAAUGGCAGACUGGCAAGACGUUCAUAUUCGACGACAGCUUCGAGCACGAGGUGUGGCAUAACGGAAGCGGGUCGCGUCUUGUCCUCAUCGUGGACGUUUGGCAUCCCGAACUCACCGCCGCGGAAAGACGUUCAUUACCUGCUAUCUGAGGAGCCGUAAUCAACACAUUUUUUGCUCCACGAAAUACUUGCUGAAAACGUCUACAAUGCAUAUACCAAUUAAAAACGUAGUCCACGUUUCUUUGGCAAAUUCUAAAGGCACACCGCACACACCCAAUUUUAUCCACACGAUGACAUUAUAAAUGCGAAAGUGUAUAUUUGUUUCUUUUUCUUCAGUGGCUUAGUGAGAGAAAAAGCAACCAAUCGACUUUAUUGUUGACUUAAACUUUUAGUCUGGGAAAACACCAAAUUUCCAAGAGUGCUUUACAGGCAUAAAUACUUCAACCCUUAAUGCGCUUUUCAUGUAGGCAAUAUUAUUGACAAUGAUAUUGCCUGCACCUAAUCUAAACAAUUCGAUUAGUGCAACUCUGAUAUAACGCAAUCAUUAAGCCGGUAUAUAGCAACCGUUACUCAAUAAGGACGACAAUUUGUAACAUCAAAUUUAAAAUGAAAAUCUUCAAGAUAUAUUGCUUAAUAAACCCAGUCAUGGUUACAAUGUUACAGAAAUGGCCCAACUUAUCUUUUCGUACUUAUAUAUUCUAAAACCAAACAUAUCUCAUUAAUGGAGGGACCAUUUGCGCGCAUGAAACUUGUUUAUUUAAGCAAUGUUUAAAACCAGAAAAAAUAAUGGGGAUACGUAUUUAAAGUUGGUAUCCCAAGAAAUUGUUAGUAAAUAAUACGUCAGUCUCAAUAUUAGCUGCACAAAAUAGGUCAUAAAUACCAAAAAAAUUAUAAACAUAGUUACGCAAACAAGUUGCAACCCAUAAAACUUCUACAAAAAAUUUUAAUCCUAACCCUUACUUUAAAUGUUGUGAAAAACGUGUAGUUACACAAUGUUUUAGCUCUUCUUUCAAAUGUUAAAUAACUUUUGAAAUAACAAUUGUUUAAUAAAAGAAAGAAAGGGAGAAUGCAUUGUAAAACUAAUCGAUGUUUAUUAGUAAGGCCGUAGGGUAUUUCGUAUUAGUUUAACGUAUUGGGUCUUAUUUGUAUAAUAUGUUAAUUUGGCCGAUCAUUCACAGGCCGUAUUGAAAUGUACUGAAUAUGAUCUGAUAAAUUGCAUUUCCUCUUGGGAUUAGAUGGGAUUACCCUGUAUUGUAUUGUAUUAUAUUAUAAUAUUGAUUGUUGUAUGAUUGUUACAUUUUAUUGUGUUUUAAGUAAGUAAUUAAAAAAAGUUACAACGCUCAAAGUUAUGGUUUUUAUUCAAAUGAAAAACAAUAUUUUCGUUGUAGUGUAUUUGGUAUAAAAUUUCCCAAAAAAUUGACUUAAAUAAUCUUAAUCUAAUAAAGCUCAUUUUGUUUGAUACUUAAAAAAUAUGGGCGGGUCAGUUUAGUCACUGAGAAGAUAACUUAUACAUACAAUAA